Molecule: messenger RNA, 2496 nt
Organism: Pseudomassariella vexata
Lineage: Eukaryota; Fungi; Ascomycota; Sordariomycetes; Amphisphaeriales; Pseudomassariaceae
Exons: 2
Coding region: 1-2496 (831 amino acids)
Source: RefSeq, a predicted model, not a curated record
AUGUCGCUUUUACAGCAGAAGACCAAUUCAAGCACCAGCACCUCUGGCACGGGAGAAACAUCGGGCACCGGGGCACAUCGAUCGCCAUCGGAAGGCAGUAAUGCCUCUUCGCCUCGGAAAUGGGCGUUUGGUGCUGGAUGGAAAUCAUCAAGGCGCAGUCACGACAAAAACAGCUCUAAACAACCGAGCCUUACUCUCGAGCCGCGAGACUUUCCCGGUAGCCUGUCCUCGCCAGACCUCAAUCCAGCCUCGUCGAGCGAGGCGAACUACCAGACCUUGCGCGAAUGUGUGCAGAAGCUGAGGUCCGCGCCCGCGGGUGCUAGCCACGUCGACGCUGCAUUCAAGGAAUACUCCAAAAUCAAGCACAGACCUACCGUCCUAUGCAAGGCCUUGUUGCGCCCAAGAUCGCGUGGCCGAGAAUCUUCGGUUCUCUUGAGUCCUUUAUCCAACCCGGACAGCGCACGGGAGUCUUCCUUCGACACUCCCAGCCUGAAUGCCUGCGAUACAAGGGCAUCCUUCAGCUCGAGGAGCCUGACCGAACUGGGAGUUGUCUCGUCGCAUGUCCCCGAACAAUACCUGGCCGCCGUGAGGGACUGGAGGCACUGCCUCGAGUCCCUCCUCGAGUCCCUCAAAACGUCACUACUCGAGACUUACAAGGAAUACGAGCCCAAUCUCACUCCGACCAUGAUUGAGCAGCUCUUCAAUGACAAAUCUUUCCGAAAAGUCGCCAUUCAGCAGAUGCGAAAUGCUAGCAUAUUCAAAUUGCUGUCGGCACAUCCCGACUUCUUUUUGAAGUAUGAUAUCCGCUUCCGCAACUAUGAUAAGAUCAAACUUGAAUUGGUUGAGAUUCGCCACCUGCUUCAGGCGGGAGAAUCUGGCAUUUCACCUGACAGGACCAUUGAGGAAAUCGCCAUAUCUCCCAGAGGCGAUGUCAUUCUGGAGUUUGCAAACUCUGUCUCCGAGAGCUACCCGGUCUUUCGUUUUCGCGUGUUAUCUCAUAUGCUCGCAGAAACGGGUUCACCCUAUUUCGUUCGAAUGUUCAAUGACUCAAGAAAUCCUUCGACAGAAAUUUUGCCAGGUGGUUUGCCCCCCCAGCCUUCUCGAUACAUAUGCCGUGACGGUUCCGAGGUGAAGCUGUAUCGGAUGCCUCAGCUCGAACUGAACACCGAGAAGAGCAUCGAAAUCUUGAUGCAUGCUGCGCACAACCACCAUCGACACGAGGAGGUCCCUCGGGAGAUCGAGUUCAGCAAAUUUGUGGCUAUCGCCGAGGUCUGCAUGCGUUAUCAAUGCACAUCCCCCUUGGAAUUGGUUGUGGAACACUGCUGGCUGCCGCAAUGGAUACACAAGGCAUCUGACGGCAUGCCGGACGGUCUACUCCUCAUCAGCUACGCGUUUGGCCUACGGCGCCUCUUCACACGCUUGUCCAAGUCAGCCAUCCUAAACAUAGCCGAUGAGAAAGACCUGCAAUCCAAGUUAUGGCCACAAAAAAUCAAGGACACGAUAUGGGCGGUUCGGCAAGCCAAGAUUGAACAAGUCACAGCCUGUUGUAGCAGUAUGCUUCAAGAGUACCUACACCCGCCUUCGCCUACCACCACUCAGUCUACAUCCGGCAGCGAGGCAUCCUUCGUUGCCGGUGUCGUACCCACAGCUGCCCCUCGCUGCCCCAAGGGUAGCCAUUUCUGCGACGCUGCCAGCCUAGGUUGGUUGAUGAUGGUGUUCGCCGAAUUGCAGCUGCUCCCACACAUUAUGCACUCGGUGGCGACGUCGCAUCUGCCACCUCUGCCACAGCGUAGCCUGAACCAGGUCGUCGACUGUCUGCGGGUUGUCGCAUCCCCUCCGCAUCCUCAAGCGCACCGAGGAGUUUGUGAUUUUGCCCCCGCGUUUCGCGGCGCCAUCAAUGACAUAUACAACAGCGUAGUAGGCUUAACACUCUUCGACGUCUCUGGGAAGCACGGAUGGGCCCUCAGCAUGCACAAAAUAGAGCUUCCACAGCCGGUCCCUAAGACCGAUGCCCUGGUACCUGAUCAGGGGGCGGCGAGACGGGGGAAAGAGGAAGUCGCGCUGCGAAUUAUGUGCGAACUAGACACUCUGGAAGAUUUGCAAACAGCUUCGAUGAUAGACAAGUGCUUUCACGAGACAUAUCAGAGGAACCAGGUUGCUCUGAUGAAGGCUUUGUUAAGGAGAACAAGCAACACGGAGCCGAGAGCUUGGGCGGCUGUUCGUGGGGACACGUACCGAACGGCUGCGGACGCCGAGCGCAUCCUUUGGCCAGAGGGUGAGGCAUCCUCGUCAACGCCGCCUGCCCAUACAAGCACCUCUCCAAAUGGCACAGCGGUGAAUAGGGUGCCGACAGAAAAAUUUCGUGCCACGGACGUGUCUUUGCAGAAGACAGUAGAAGACAAGAGUCUCCUCAGUGCAGAAAAUAAGCACCUGAGGGAGACCUACGAGCGCAAGAUUGGACACUUGGCGCAGCAAGAUGAGCAUGAUCACCCAUGA